AUGCCCAUCCAAAAUAACGAUUCAGAAGUUAUCUUAACUCAUCCUAAAAAUAGCCAAAGUUCCGUCACUAUCUUGAAGUACGGUGCUACAGUUUACUCCUGGAAAAUUAAUGGUGUUGAACAAUUAUGGUUGUCUACUGCAGCCAAGUUAGAUGGUUCCAAACCAGUUAGAGGUGGUAUCCCAUUAGUCUUUCCUGUGUUUGGUAAGAAUGAAACUGACCCAUUAUUAAGCAAAUUGCCACAACAUGGGUUAGCAAGAAACUCCACUUGGGAAUUUCUUGGGCAAGUCAAGGAGGACCCACCAACCAUUCAAUUCGGUUUAAAUAAGGAAAUUGCCAAUCCUGAACUAACCAAAUUGUGGCCACAGGACUUCCAAUUGGUUUUGACUGUGGAAUUGGGUGUUGAUUUCUUGAAGACUAGUAUCGAGGUGGACAACACUUCUAACUCUGAAGAAUUGAAAUUCAACUGGUUAUUCCACACCUAUUUAAGAAUUGAAGACAUUGAAGACACAAUGGUUUCAAACUUGGCUGGAAUGAACUUUUAUGAUCAAUUAAUUAAGGAAAGCAUGGUUGAUAAACAUCCUGUCGUUACUUUCCAUCAAGAAACUGAUGUCAUCUACAAGAAUGUGAAUGCUGACCGUGUGAUCCAAGUGGUCAACAGAGGUAAACCAAUUCAUACUUUGAAGAGAGAAAACUUACCAGACGCGGUGGUUUGGAAUCCAUGGGUCAAGAAAUCCGAAGGCAUGGGUGAUUUCGAACCAAAAUCUGGUUACAAGAAUAUGGUUUGUGUAGAACCAGGCCAUGUUCAUGAUUUUGUGGUUUUGGCACCAGGUAAAAAGUGGAAUGCGUCUCAAUUGUUAUACAAAGAUGCCUUGAACUACCAAGCCAUUUAA
Naumovozyma castellii is the source of this 891-nucleotide messenger RNA. RefSeq names its product glucose-6-phosphate 1-epimerase. The record is from RefSeq and is a predicted model, not a curated record. Lineage: Eukaryota; Fungi; Ascomycota; Saccharomycetes; Saccharomycetales; Saccharomycetaceae. Bases 1 to 891 code for a protein of 296 amino acids. The transcript has a single exon.